Messenger RNA from Triticum aestivum (bread wheat), 3059 nucleotides. Its product is annotated as disease resistance protein RGA5-like. The record is from RefSeq and is a predicted model, not a curated record. Gene Ontology annotation, biological process: defense response to other organism. Gene Ontology annotation, molecular function: ADP binding. Lineage: Eukaryota; Viridiplantae; Streptophyta; Magnoliopsida; Poales; Poaceae. Bases 409 to 2958 code for a protein of 849 amino acids. The transcript is spliced from 2 exons.
GAGCUCGACGAGUUGCUUUUACGCUGAGGCGCACCGUAGCAAAGCUAGCCUUCAGCUAGUAAUCAAUCCUUUGUCUGAUCUACUAGUACUAGUACGUAUGAGCACUUCUAGCCGGAAGCGUUCCAAUCGAUCUAGCUAUCUCACGUAACCAGCACAAUACAAAGAAUCGAUCUGAUGGCCAGACGCACGUAUCGUGCGUUUCUUUAUUGCUUCAACUCGGUACAAGUUUACAGGGGGUAUACGUACAUAUAUAUAUCAGCCUAGCUAGUACUAGCAAACCGAAUCGGUAUCUAACACUAGUCCUACUCGGGCUCACAUACAUGCACGUGUACAUCUAGGCGAUUGUUCCGUAUACGAUCCGGAUACGGCGACUACGUCGGGUUUAACUCCAACAAGCUCUCUUAUGACAUGGAGGACUCCAUCGAUGACUUCAUGCAGAGUGUGGGCAGCCAAGAUUCAAAGCCAGAUGGUUUCUUGGAAAAGAUGAAGAACUCGUUGGGGAAGAUGAAGGCUCGUCGUCGCAUCGGAAAUGAGAUCCAUGAUCUGAAGAAACAGAUCACAGAGGUGGCGGAGAGGAAUGAAAGGUACAAGGCUCGUGAGGUCUUCUCCAAGGCCAAGAAUACAACCGUUGACCCUAGAGCUCUUGCUAUCUUUCAGCAUGCCUCCGAGUUUGUCGGAAUUGAUGAACCCAAGGCUGAGAUAAUUAAAUUGUUGACACAAGGUGCGUCAACACAAGAGAAAAUGAACUUGGUAUCCAUUGUUGGAUCUGGAGGAAUGGGAAAGACAACUCUUGCAAACCAAGUGUAUCAAUAUCUCAAAGGAAAAUUUCAAUGUCGGGUCUUCGUAUCCGUUUCAAGAAAUCCAGACAUGAUGAAUAUCCUAAGGACUAUUCUUAGUGAAGUUAGUAGUCAACGUUACACUGACACCGAAGCAGGAAGUAUACAACAAGUCAUCAUCAAGAUCACUGAUUUCCUAGUAGACAAAAGGUAUUUUGUUGUUCUUGACGAUAUAUGGGACGUGGAUACAUGGGAUAUUAUUAAGCUUGCAUUUCCCUUGACUAGAUCCGGGAGUAUCAUAAUCACCACUACCCGUAAAAAUGAUGUCGCUGAAUCAUGCCAUUCAAAACCAUUCAAUGGACAUAUUUAUUCCAUAAGGGCUCUUAAUAUGGUGCACUCUAGGCAGUUAUUUUACACGAGACUAUUCAACUCCGAAGAAAAUUGCCCCUCAUACCUUAAAAAGGUUUCUGAGAAUAUUUUGGAAAAAUGUGCUGGGCUGCCUUUGGCAAUCAUUGCUAUAUCUGGUUUGUUGGCUAAUACUAAAAGUAUAGAGGGUCAAUGGAAACAAGUUGAAGAUUCGAUUGGUCGAGCACUUGAAAGAAAUCCCAGCAUUGAAGGAAUGAUGAAGAUAUUAUCACUUAGUUACUUUGAUCUGCCUGCUCAUCUGAAAUCUUGUCUUUUAUGUUUGAGUAUAUUCCCUGAAGAUUCUGUUGUUCAGAAGAAAGUUUUGAUAAAUAGAUGGAUUGCUGAAAGAAUAAUUCAUACAGAAGCCGGAUAUAGUAAAACAUAUGAGUUUGGAGAAAGGUGUUUUAAUGAGCUCAUCAAUAGGAGUUUAAUCCAACCUGGGGAUACAAACAGAUAUGGUAUGGUUAAAAGUUGUCGACUUCAUGACACAAUUCUUGAUUUCAUCAUAUCCAAAUCCAUCGAAGAAAACUUUGUUACUUUGGUAGGUGUUCCUAGUUUAACUGUUGGGACACAAAGCAAAGUUUGUCGGCUCUCCCUGCAAGCCGGCAAGCAAAAAGAACUGAUAGUACCAAGAGGCUUGGUUUUGUCUCAUGUCCGAUCACUUGAUGUGUUUGGGGAAUCUGUGAAAAUUCCUUCUAUGGAUAAGUUCAGCCAUUUGCGUUUUCUGGACUUUGAAGAUUGCAAACAACUAGAGAACCAUCAUCUUGAAAAUAUAGAUAAAUUGUUUCAGCUGAGGUACCUGAGCCUCCGAUGGGCGAGGAAAGUGAGCAAGCUUCCAGAACAAAUCGGACGCCUAUGGUGCUUAGAGGUACUAAAUUUGAGAGGUACCUCUGUUUGCGAGUUACCAGCAUCUAUUGUCAAUCUCAAGAGACUGGUGCACCUAUUGUUAAACCCGGAUGUUACACUUCCUUGUGGAAUUUCCAAGUUGCAAGCACUGGAGAAAUUGAAGCUUGUCGGUGUCUAUAGCCAGUCAUUUAACUUCCUGCAACAAUUUGAGCAGCAGCAGUAUCUGAAGGUAUUGGCCCUUGAUUUUGAGGAUUAUAAUUCUGCUGACCGAGAGAACGCUGAAAAUGAGUGCAAGAAAACUAUUAUUGUGGCUUCCCUUACAAACCUAGGGAACCUUCUCUCUCUAACUGUUUGGGAUGUCCCUGAAUUUGUAAGGGAGUCUUUGUGCCCUAUUCCACUUAGCCUCCAGAAGCUGAAAGUCUUGCGUUCUAGUAUUCUCCAUGUUCCAAAUUGGGUGGGCUCCCUUGUCAACCUGCAGGAGUUACGCCUUGAUCUGGUCAGAGCUGAGCAGGAAGACUUAUAUAUCCUUGGAGGCUUACCUGUUCUGCGUUGUCUGAUUCUGAGAAUUGAUGGAAGGGAAAUUAGAAAUACCUCAUUAACAAGGGUCAUAGUCUGUGGUGAAGUUGGAUUCCCAUGCUUGAGGGUAUUUAAUUAUUAUAGUCGAUAUGUUGUGAUGAAUUUGACGUUUGCGGCUGGGGCCAUGCCCAUGGUAGAUGACCUCUCGAUAGCAUUUCACCCAGAAAAUACUGAGUCUCUCGGUACUAGCGGUGAUUUUGAUCUCAGAAUAGAAAAUCUUCCCAGCCUCGUAAAAAUCAGAUGUAUAGUACACGGAAACUGGAGCGAUGGCAGCAGAGGCAAGGCUGCAAAGGCUGCCAUUUUGGAAGCAGCCAACGCACAUCCCAACCGCCCUACUCUAUCCUUGCUCUGGUAAUGGGUUGCCGGAAUAGAGGUACUAACUUGUACCGGCUGUUUUAUUCACAAGAUUUAUGUAUAUCUCUCAUUCCCUCACAUGAUCGUUCGUCUGUCCUUUUC